AUGGGAAGAAAGACGGUUUAUGCUAUGAUUCUCCGAAGAUUUGCUUCAAGCGCCAUUGAACGUAAGCGGAUUUCAAUUAUAGGGUCUGGCCCAUCGGGAUUUUACACUGCGUAUCAUUUGCUAAGUAAGUGCCAAGUUCCUUUAGAUGUCUGGCUGUGGGAGGCCUUACCUACUCCGUUUGGUCUGUCUAGGUAUGGAGUAGCUCCGGAUCAUCCAGAAGUCAAGAACUGUGAAGAUACGUUUACAGCUAUAGCUAACCGCUAUGCCGGAGAUACCCAACCAGGUGAACAUCAGUUCCGGUUUAUUGGUAACGUUACUGUUGGACGGGAUUUACCUCUUAAAUCUAUUAUUGACAAUUUCGAUGCUACAAUACUAAGCUACGGAUGUUCUGGGGAUAACCGUCUUGGUAUACCAGGGGAGGAAACUAGUAGCGGGGUUUUCACUUCCCGUGAGUUUGUGAAUUGGUACAACAGUCACCCGCAUUAUGCGAAAGAAUCUCGUUUGAAUGACUUCGAUUGGACUAAAGUUCGGAGGGUGGGGAUCAUUGGUAAUGGUAACGUUUCCCUUGAUAUUACCAGAUUACUAUUGACAUCUAAUAUUGACGAAAUAUGGGGUAACACCGAUAUCAAUCAAAAUGCAAUAAGGCUAUUACAACAGGCUCCAAUCGAAGAAGUAAGACUCAUUGCAAGAAGAGAUUUUCUGCAUAGCAAAUUCACCAACAAGGAGCUUCGCGAACUGUGGGAACUGGAGAAAUAUGGCAUACGUGGGUAUAUUGAUCCUCAAUUCUUCACUCCGUCCGAAUGGGAUCUCUCCGGCAUGGAGCGAAGCAUUAAGCGGCGAAUUGAAAUGUGUGAACAGUACCUCAAGCCUUUCCACGAACGUAAGGGGAAGUCAUUCACUAAGUAUGCCCCUCCUUCAGAAGGAUACUCAAAGAGAUGGGUGCUUGAUUAUUUGAAAACCCCAUUAGCGAUAAAUACCGGUUCUAACGGUUUAAUUACUUCAUUGUCAUUUUGUGAGAACACAAUUACAAAAGAAAAUAGAGUUAUUUCGAACAACAGCAAGGAGUUAAGUUACGAGAUAGAUCUCCUGAUAACAUCUCUAGGAUACCGUGGGCAACCGCUUCCAGAUUACUCGGAUCUGGGCAUCGAUUUCAGUCGCAACCGUGUCGCGUGCAAUGCAGGCGGUCAAGUCCUUAACAAGAGUGGAAAUGUUAUCCCAGGUCUAUUUACUAGCGGCUGGAUAAGGAAAGGUGGCAAUGGUGUCAUUAUGACCACAAUGAUGGACUCUUUUAAUGUUGGUGAUGCUGUCAUGAAAUAUAUAUCUCAACUGCCGCUGAAACCAAGAACUGCGACUGAAGUCAACCUUACUGGUCUCAACUACACAACAUGGGCCACAUGGUUAAAGAUAGACGCUAUAGAAAAAGACAACGCCUCCAAUGGUCAGCCACGGCAGAAGCUUCAGACCGUUGAAGAGAUGCUAAAAGUUUAG
This is a messenger RNA of Eremothecium sinecaudum, 1488 nucleotides long. RefSeq names its product NADPH-adrenodoxin reductase (gene ARH1). Gene Ontology annotation, biological process: ubiquinone biosynthetic process. The record is from RefSeq and is a predicted model, not a curated record. The transcript has a single exon. Bases 1 to 1488 code for a protein of 495 amino acids. Gene Ontology annotation, cellular component: mitochondrion. NCBI's taxonomy places the organism in Eukaryota, Fungi, Ascomycota, Saccharomycetes, Saccharomycetales, Saccharomycetaceae.